Phyllopteryx taeniolatus (common seadragon) is the source of this 1483-nucleotide messenger RNA. RefSeq names its product actin related protein 2/3 complex, subunit 2 (gene arpc2). Gene Ontology annotation, cellular component: Arp2/3 protein complex; actin cytoskeleton. Gene Ontology annotation, molecular function: structural constituent of cytoskeleton; actin filament binding. The transcript has 10 exons. The record is from RefSeq and is a predicted model, not a curated record. Bases 146 to 1045 code for a protein of 299 amino acids. Gene Ontology annotation, biological process: actin filament polymerization; Arp2/3 complex-mediated actin nucleation. NCBI's taxonomy places the organism in Eukaryota, Metazoa, Chordata, Actinopteri, Syngnathiformes, Syngnathidae.
GUGGCAGGCGGAAGAAGUCUCUGCGGCCGGAAGUGCUCUGCUCUUUCAAGGCAGGAAACAUUUAGCAGCAUUUGAUACAAAUAGCGAAACUUCAGCCCGUUGCAGCGAUUAUCUGCGCUCUCCGUCGAUUCCACCAUCCACUGCGAUGAUCCUGUUAGAAAUCAACAACCGCAUUAUAGAAGAGACGCUGUCGUUGAAGUUCGACGGCGCGUCAAACGGAACCAAGCCUGAGGCUGUUGAUGUGACGUUUGCAGACUUUGAUGGCGUGUUGUACCACAUUUCCAACCCGAACGGCGAUAAGACCAAAGUGAUGGUCAGCAUCUCCCUGAAGUUCUACAAGGAACUGCAGGAGCACGGGGCUGACGAGCUGCUGAAAAGAGUGUACGGGAGCUUCCUUGUUUCACCAGAGUCUGGCUACAACGUGUCGCUCCUCUACGACUUGGAUGCCCUACCGGGCAACAAAGAUGAGCUUGUGCACCAAGCAGGGAUGCUGAAGAGAAACUGCUUUGCCUCCGUAUUCGAAAAGUACUUCAAGUUCCAGGAGGAGGGCAAAGAGGGCGAGAGCAGGGCCGUGGUCCACUACAGAGAUGACGAGUCCAUGUAUGUGGAGGCCAAGAAAGACCGGGUGACGGUCGUGUUCAGCACGGUGUUCAAAGACGACGACGACGUCAUCAUCGGCAAAGUCUUCAUGCAGGAGUUCAAAGAGGGACGGCGAGCGAGCCACACUGCCCCGCAGGUGCUGUUCAGCCACAGGGAGCCGCCUCUGGAACUCAAGGACACGGACGCGGCCGUCGGGGACAACAUCGGAUACAUCACCUUCGUCCUUUUCCCACGUCACACCAAUGCCAACGCCAGAGACAACACCAUCAACCUCAUCCACACCUUCAGGGACUACCUGCAUUACCACAUAAAGUGCUCCAAGGCCUACAUUCACACACGUAUGAGGGCCAAGACGUCGGACUUCCUCAAGGUUCUCAACCGUGCCCGACCCGACGCUGAGAAGAAGGAGAUGAAGACCAUCUCUGGGAGGACCUUCUGUCGCUGAGGCCGAGCCCCCGCGCAGCCCAGCUGAAGCCACCGUCCGUGGCCACACGUGAACGCACCACGCUGCAACUCAACGGCACAUUGGACAGGCCUCCAGGAUGCCUCUAAACGCCCCACACGCAAUUGUCGGUCUCUUUUUUUGCUCUUUCUUUAAAACGAAUAAUAAAGUUGGUCGGAAAAGCCAAGGUUCAAGAUCAUAAAAACAGGGCAUUCCUUGCUUUGCAUAGUUAAAGAGCAUUAUUAGUCCUAUAUAAAUAUAUAUAUAUGAAAAAAGACAUUUUUGAUACAAUAUCUUUUACUCCAUUUGGUACUCUUACUUUGGCCGUCACCACUUAAUAUUAAUUAUUUUUCAUGUGAUGGUUUCAACUCCCCUUCUGCGCUUUCAUGUCAUUGUCAUUUGAGGGAAAUAAAAACUUAAAACACCCAAAUACCACAAAAA